This is a messenger RNA of Xyrauchen texanus (razorback sucker), 5522 nucleotides long. It is a transcript of the gene gyg2, whose product is annotated as glycogenin 2. The record is from RefSeq and is a predicted model, not a curated record. Lineage: Eukaryota; Metazoa; Chordata; Actinopteri; Cypriniformes; Catostomidae. The transcript is spliced from 10 exons. The coding region runs from base 921 to 2129 and encodes 402 amino acids. Gene Ontology annotation, cellular component: cytoplasm. Gene Ontology annotation, molecular function: glycosyltransferase activity.
AGUGGGGUUGUUCCACAUUUCUAUGAAUCCUGUUUUGAAUAGAAGACCGCUGUACAGACGCCAGGGCUGGCUAUGUUCUUUUUUUUACAGUUAUGAGAAAAUCAGCUCUACACCUUUCAAGAGUGGUACGCGAACCCCUCCUCCUGCUGUGUCAACAAUUUGCUCUGAAAAAUUGUCUGACAGGUGAAUGCACUGUUUGACUAGUGAGUCUAGAACACUGCUAGAACACUGCGCAUCUGAGUUUUCGCUCGUGCAUGAUUGCGCGUCCAUGUUUUUCGAAUGGGUGGAGUCAGGGCCAGCGUUGGAGGAGAGAAGUGGAAUACAUUUCAAAAGUUACCCUCCCAACCCUGGCCUGGGGAAGUGAUGGCACCAGGAUGCACAGUGUGAAGACUAAAAGCCGAUAUAGGGAGUGUGAUGCUCUGGGCAAUGUUCUGCUGGGAAAUCCUGGGUCCGGUCAUUCAUGUGGACAUCAAUUUGACACGUGCCACCUACCUAAACAUCGUUGCAGACCAGGUACACCCCUUCAUAGCAAUGGAAUUCUCUGAUGGCUGUGGCAUCAAUCAGCAGGAUAAUGUGCCCUGCCUCACUGUAAUCACUGUUCGGGAAUGGUUUGAGGAACUUGAUGAAGAUUUGGAGGUGUUGCCCUGACCUCCAAAUUCCCCAGAUCUCAAUCUGAUUGAGCUUCUGUGGGAUGUGCUGGACCAACAAAUCCGAUACAUGGCGGCUCCACCUCAUCACUUACAGGACUUGAAGGAUCUGCUGCUAAUUACUUGGUGCCAGAUACCUCAUGACACCUUCAGGGUUCUUGUAGAGUCCAUGCCUCGGUGGUUCGGCACUGUUUUGGCAGCAUGCGAGGACCAACAGAAUAUUAGACAGAAGCUCAGGCAUUUGUAACCUUGGCCACCACAGAUGAAUACUGCAUGGGGAGUUUAGUGAUAGGCAAAAGUUUGCGCAGACAUGGAACAUCAAGGAAGCUGGUGGUGAUGGUGUCCCCCAAUGUCACCAGAGAAGUAAGGUUGUCUUUGGAGGAUGUUUUUGAUGAAGUUGUCAUGGUAGAUGUUUUGGAGAGUGGAGACAGGGCUCAUCUCUCCUGGCUGGGACGUCCUGAACUGGGUGUUACUUUUACCAAGCUCCACUGCUGGACUCUUACACAGUACAGCAAGUGUGUGUUCCUGGAUGCAGACACACUUGUACUGUGUAAUAUAGAUGAGUUGUUUGAUUAUGAGGAAUUGUCUGCUGCACCUGAUUCAGGCUGGCCUGAUUGCUUUAAUUCCGGGGUAUUUGUGUUCAGACCUUCUCUAAACACCCACAGCCAACUACUGGAGCAUGCCACUCAGCAUGGUAGUUUUGAUGGAGGAGACCAGGGUGUUUUAAACACUUUCUUCAGCGACUGGGCUGUAAAAGAUAUCCAUAAGCAUUUACCAUUUGUGUACAACCUCACAGCCAGCGCAUUGUACACAUACCUGCCAGCAUUUCAUCGGUUUGGCCAUCUGGCAAAAAUUGUCCACUUUUUGGGUGGGACCAAGCCCUGGCACUAUCCAUUAAAUGCGCAGGAAGCCAAUGAGUCAUCUCUUAGGGAUUCCAACAUAAACCUUGAGAAAUUAAUACAUUUGUGGUGGUCAGAGUACUACAGUCAAAGACAGACAAAAAUCCUAAAGGAUGACUUAAAUGAAGAUUCAUCUCUAGAUUACCAUUUAGAGCAGCAAUUUGCUCCUUCACAGACACCCCUGACUCCAUCACAAAGCCAAAAGAGCAGCACUGAAGCCCAUCACAGUGUGGAGAAGACACCCUCUCAACCUCUCUUAGAUCUGAAUUUAGAUACACUGACUAUCAGCUCAUCUGAGAAGCCUGUGGGGAUGAAUAUUCUUUUUGAUGUCCUGUCUGGUGGGGACUCAGAGGAGCACUCUCUAGUUGUGCCUUUUUUUGGGCAAGAGAGUAAGGACACCGGCCCAGAGACUUCUGAUGAUACUAUUGCAACCACUGGAGAAGCUGAACCAGAUAACAUCCCAGACGAGACAGAGGAGGAUAACCUGGAGCAUCGGCGCAUGUGGGAAGAGGGUCACAUUGAUUACAUGGGCAUAGAUGCCUUUGACAACAUCGAGAGGAAACUUGACAGAUUCCUUGAUUAACAGUGUUUGUGUAUAUUAGUAGCCUAUAUAACAUAUGAUAUCUCAUUUUGGAUUGCACUGUAUGUUCAUCAUUUCAACAGUUUCACCACCUCAAAUAUAGCCAUUUUGUCUACCUCUGUAGUAUUUAUAAUCACCUGUUUUUAAAAUUGUUAAUUCGUAAGUACAACCGUUGAAACAGAUUUCAUUAUUGAGUUCCUGUGUUAAAUUACAUAGCAUAUUUGAUGCUAUCCAUAAUUUAGCCUCUGCUGUGAUCAUUUGUUUGCAGCUUUAAUAAAUCUUUAAAUCUCUAUAAAAUUAUAAUGUUAUUAUAGCCAUUAUGAAGCGAUUACUUGAUAUCAACUUAUCAUAAUAAUGUGAAGAUUCCAGUUGGGGUCUUCGAGAGAACAAGAUGAUAAUAACUGUGAAUUAUAAUAAACUGGAAUGUAACAAAUCUAGUAACAUUUUCUGCAGUACUAAUGUUGUCUUUUUGCCCUAAACAGGCAUGUUUUGCCACUAGAGGUCAGGCUGUGAACAGUAAAACAUCUUUAGUACAAGAUCUACCACCACUCUUCUUUUUACAACACUAUUAACCAUUUAGAUUAAAAAACAAGAUAAUGUAUUAGCUCAUGUGUGUACUAAGUGUUUUCCUGGAUUUCAACUGGUAAUGGUCAUGAUAUUUCAAUCCCUCCAUGAGUUUUAUUACACAUAUGGACCAUUCUACUGAAUUGGUUCAAACUCCAAGAGUUGGAAAAAUAAAAAUAAAAAGUUUUAUUUUUCCCCCCAAAACUUUGUCCACACAUAAUUUAGGCUCACAAUUCUAGAACAGAAAUUUUUCAUAUAUUUUCAGAUUUUUUUUUUUUUUUUUUUUUAUGUUCUUCCUCUCCCAAAAUGUGACACCAUAAUAAAUAGGAUAAUAUUUAUCUAUUUUUGAGUUUGUUUCCAUCCCCCAUUUAAAGAUUCAUAAAAAUGUCUAGAAUAUUAGCAUUAAGACUUAGCUGUCUAGCUUUCUGGGCACUGUUACCCUUAAACGCAUACCACACAGUUUUUUAGAGACCCUGACCUAAUUUCACACCCUACCUCAUCCAUUUUUUUGGAGUUGUGCCCACACCUCUUAGUGUAUCUCAAUCUAUCUCUUGUAAAUAUUGUAGCACACACCCAAAUAUACAUAAUGGUUUAAGUAUCAAAAGUGUACAAGGUCAUUAAAGACCCUAGGUAUGUAAUAAUGUUUUUGUUUUUUUGCACUUCCAUAAAUUAUAUUUUUAUGAUUAUUUAAUAUCUAUAUAAGUUUACCAUCACAGGAUAUCUAUUUCUUUAUUACAAGAGAAAUUAUUGCGGUAUUCAUACAUUAAAUACUAUAUCACUUAUAAUUUGUGCAACAAUCGACAGUGAAUUAUCAGUAUAUGCGUAUACACAUGAUAUACAUGCUAUUUCUUACUCAAGGUUGCGAUGUUGUUUCAGUCAUUGACUUAAUUUACAUUUGACAUUGAUAUUUGACGAAGAAACAACAUGGAAGUAAACUAUAGCAAGUACACAGCAACAGUAUGAUAUGAAUAUUGCCAUUUGGGUGUACUAAUGAAAUAAUAUAAGUUGUGCAUUUAUUUAGACUCAAUAAGUGCCUGAGAAAAUACUUGUGUAGUUUAUGUAUAGAUAAUGUGUCAUUUGUAGCUCAAUAUGUGUUUACAGCCAGUUGUGUCUCAUGACAUUUCAGUGUGAAAAUAAUUAAUCCUGUUCUAGAUUUGUCCUGAUUUGUUGCAUUAUAUCUUUGAUAUAUGACAAAUAAAACAUUGAAAUGUUGAAAAUAUUUUGAAAUUUUUGCACUAUGUGGGCAUUUUGUAGAUCCAUAAAUGUGCCAGGUCUCUAAAGACAAAAAAUAUCUAACUGUUUAGUGCAAUUCCCAGGCAUUUAAAGGGUUAUCUAAUAACUGUACUAUUGAACACAUUCUCAGCAAUUAAACUUUUUUCUGGUUUUAAUUUAAAAUGUAUUUAAUAAUAACUAUUCAAAGCUAAUAAUUAUUUCCUUGAAAUGAAUGGUUGAACAUAACAUUUUCAAAAAUACAUGUCAAUACUGAAAUAAUUAUGUCCUUACCAAAACUAAAAUUUUAGCUGAUUUUAAGCAUUACUCAAAAAUGCUUUUUUAAUUUAAUUAUUUUGGGCUUUAAUCUAAAAAAAGUACUUUGUGUAUGUGCAGCAGUUCAAAGCUCAUGACUAUUUUCUUAAAAUUAGUGGCUGAACAUAACGUUGUGUCACUAUUUAAAAAAUUUCUCUACAGAAACAUUUUCAUUCGUGUCGGUUGUGACAGUUUAAGCUAAUUUAAAUGUAUGUUAUGAUUAUGAGGAAAUAGUCAUAAACUUUGAUAAAUUUAACCUAGAUAUUAUAUUUUAGAAUAAAACCCAAAACAUUUAUUAAAAGACAGAGAAUGUGUUUGGUUGUUAGUAUUCUUAGUUACACACUGUUUUUUUCAGAUUUUGGAGUACAUUUACUUCCAAAUGAUGAAAUCAAAGUACUUGUCCAUACAGUCAUGAUGGACAGUGAUGAAGUCUGACUUCCUGCUUGUAUUUUUCUUUAAGAUGUUAGAUCUAUUUAAUUUGUUACAAACUUUUUGAAGAUACAUUAGUUAUUUGACUAAGACCUUUUGUGUGUCGGUAGUGAAAUUGAAACGUGGGGCAACAUUUUCAAAUAAAAUUGUAUUAUUUAAACAUUAAAACCUGAGUGGAAUGUAAAUUAUUUUCUUUUAUUUUAAAAGAAAAUAAAAAUGUAUUUUGAAAAACACCAUUGAAAAAAGCAAAUAUUAAAAAAAAUAUUGCAAAGUAUUACAGUUUUUCUGAAUUGCUAAAACACUAAAACGCAUUCUCUGAACCAAAUGCUCAGUGACCUAAACCCAUUUGUUGAAUUAAUCACUCUUUUGACAAAACCUUAAACAAGUUCAGGUAGAUAGACACCAUUUGCAAAUAUCAUCCACUCUUUUUGCAAAACUCUAAACCCAUUCUCACUCACUAUAACACAUUUCGUACUGUGAUAGCAAAAUGGCAAACAUACAUCAAAAACAGGUACAAAACAAUUGUCAUAAUUUACACAAUGACUCAAAAUUGUUUACACUUGUUUCUAAUGAUUUGAUCAAACCAACUGUACAAAAUAUAAGCGUGAUGCUGAGGCAAAAUUAAUCUCUCAUUGACUGAAUUUGCAGUUGCAUAAAAUUUUUUAAUGUACUGUAAUGUGCUUUUCGUUUAGUUUUCUUUGGGCUUUUGCAGUUGGACUACUGUAUUUUUACAGUAUGCAAGUGCUGUAUACAGAUAUUCAAUACUGUAUUACUCAGUACAGUAUAUAAUAUAUUCACUGUACUAAGUUGUGAUUACUAUACUUUAUUAUUUUUUUUAUAAUUGCAAAAUGUGUUUACUAUAUACAAUAAAAAUAAAUU